AUGCUGGGCAGACUGUGGGCUACGGUAUUGGCUGUGUUGUUGGUGGUACUGUGCGUGGAGGUCGAGGGAUACGCACGAUUUGGGCCCGCACGUUCAGCGACACCCAGACCAGAAAAAUCGAUCAAUCAGCAAAUUUUGGAGGGUAGCGGCCAGCGAUUCCACGGCCGGUUCAGGUCAGGCACCGAUGACAAUCUCUACCGCUACCUGAACAAUUUG
Molecule: messenger RNA, 216 nt
Organism: Mesorhabditis spiculigera
Lineage: Eukaryota; Metazoa; Nematoda; Chromadorea; Rhabditida; Rhabditidae
Source: the annotation of a GenBank genome assembly